ACCAGUCCUACAACAAGUCCUACAACAUCUCCGACAACAAGUCCAACUACAAGUCCAACUACUUCGCCAACUACAAGUCCAAUAACAAGUCCUACAACAUCGCCAACUACAAGUCCACCAACAAGUCCAACAGCAUCUCCGACUACAAGCCCAACUACCAGUCCAACAACAUCUCCAACUACAAGUCCAACUACUUCGCCAACUACCAGUCCAACAACAAGCCCUACAACAUCCCCGACUAUAAGUCCAACUACCAGUCCUACAACAUCUCCAACUACAAGUCCAACUACCAGUCCAACAACAUCUCCUACAACAAGUCCAACUACUUCGCCAACUACCAGUCCAACAACAAGUCCUAUAACAUCUCCGACUACAAGUCCAACUACCAGUCCUAUAACAUCUCCGACUACAAGUCCAACUACCAGUCCAACAACAUCUCCGACUACAAGCCCAACUACCAGCCCAACAACAUCCCCGACUACAAGUCCAACUACUUCGCCAACUACAAGUUCAACAACAAGUCCUACAACAUCUCCGACUACAAGUCCAACUACUUCUCCAACAACAUCUCCGACUACAAGUCCAACUACUUCGCCAACUACAAGUCCAACAACAAGUCCUACGACAUCUCCGACUAUAAGUCCAACUACCAGUCCUACAACAUCUCCAACUACAAGUCCAACAACAUCUCCGACAACAAGUCCAACUACGUCGCCAACUACCAGUCCAACAACAUCUCCAACUAUAAGUCCAACUACCAGUCCUACAACAUCUCCAACAACAAGUCCUACAACAUCUCCGACUGCAAGUCCAACUACCAGUCCAACAACAUCUCCGACUACAAGUCCAACUACUUCGCCAACUACCAGUUCAACAACAAGUCCUACAACAAGUCCUACAACAUCUCCAACCACAAGUCCAACUACUUCGCCAACUACCAGUCCAACAACAAGUCCUACAACAUCGCCAACUACUAGUCCAACAACAAGUCCUACAACAUCUCCGACUACAAGCCCAACUACCAGUCCAACAACAUCUCCAACUCCUUCGCCAACUACCAGUCCAGCAACAAGUCCUACAACAUCUCCGACUACAAGUCCAACAACAAGUCCAACAACAUCUCCGACUACAAGCCCAACUACCAGUCCAACAACAUCUCCAACUACAAGUCCAACUACUUCGCCAACAACCAGUCCAACAACAAGCCCUACAACAUCUCCGACUGUAAGUCCAACUACCAGUCCUACAACAUCUCCAACUACAAGUCCAACUACCAGUCCAACAACAUCUCCGACAACAAGUCCAACUACUUCGCCAACAUCUCCGACUACAAGUCCAACUACCAGUCCUAUAACAUCUCCGACUACAAGUCCAACUACCAGUCCAACAACAUCUCCGACUACAAGCCAAACUACUAGCCCAACAACAUCCCCGACUACAAGUCCAACUACCAGUCCAACAACAAGUCCUACAACAUCGCCAACUACUAGUCCAACAACAAGUCCUACAACAUCUCCGACUACAAGUCCAACUACUAGUCCUACAACAUCACCAACUACAAGUCCAACUCCUUCGCCGACUACAAGUCCAACAACAAGUCCUACAACAUCUCCGACACCAAGUCCAACUACCAGUCCAAUAACAUCUCCAACUCCUUCGCCAACUACUUCGCCAACUACCAGUCCAGCAACAAGUCCAACAACAUCUCCGACAACAAGUCCAACUACGUCGCCAACUAUCAGUCCAACAACAAGUCCUAUAACAUCUCCGACUACAAGUCCAACUACUUCGCCAACUACCAGUCCAACAACAAGUCCUACAACAUCUCCGACAACAAGUCCAACUACAAGUCCAACUACUUCGCCAACUACAAGUCCAAUAACAAGUCCUGCAACAUCGCCAACUACAAGUCCACCAACAAGUCCAACAGCAUCUCCGACUACAAGCCCAACCACCAGUCCAACAACAUCUCCAACUACAAGUCCAACUACUUCGCCAACUACCAGUCCAACAACAAGCCCUACAACAUCCCCGACUAUAAGUCCAACUACCAGUCCUACAACAUCUCCAACUACAAGUCCAACUACCAGUCCAACAACAUCUCCUACAACAAGUCCAACUACUUCGCCAACUACCAGUCCAACAACAAGUCCUAUAACAUCUCCGACUACAAGUCCAACUACCAGUCCUAUAACAUCUCCGACUACAAGUCCAACUACCAGUCCAACAACAUCUCCGACUACAAGCCCAACUACCAGCCCAACAACAUCCCCGACUACAAGUCCAACUACUUCGCCAACUACUAGUCCAACAACAAGUCCUUCAACAUCUCCAACCACAAGUCCAACUACUUCGCCAACUACCAGUCCAACAACAAGUCCUACAACAUCGCCAACUACUAGUCCAACAACAAGUCCUACAACAUCUCCGACUACAAGCCCAACCACCAGUCCAACAACAUCUCCAACUACUUCGCCAACUACCAGUCCAGCAACAAGUCCUACAACAUCUCCGACUACAAGUCCAACUACCAGUCCUAUAACAUCUCCGACUACAAGUCCAACUACCAGUCCAACAACAUCUCCGACUACAAGCCCAACUACCAGCCCAACAACAUCCCCGACUACAAGUCCAACUACUUCGCCAACUACCAGUCCAACAACAAGUCCUACAACAUCUCCAACCACAAGUCCAACUACUUCGCCAACUACCAGUCCAACAACAAGUCCUACAACAUCGCCAACUACUAGUCCAACAACAAGUCCUACAACAUCUCCGACUACAAGCCCAACUACCAGUCCAACAACAUCUCCAACUCCUUCGCCAACUACCAGUCCAGCAACAAGUCCUACAACAUCUCCGACUACAAGUCCAACAACAAGUCCGACUACAAGCCCAACUACCAGUCCAACAACAUCUCCAACUACAAGUCCAACUACUUCGCCAACUACCAGUCCAACAACAAGCCCUACAACAUCUCCGACUGUAAGUCCAACUACC
Messenger RNA from Patella vulgata (common limpet), 3000 nucleotides. RefSeq names its product mucin-2-like. The transcript has 3 exons. NCBI's taxonomy places the organism in Eukaryota, Metazoa, Mollusca, Gastropoda, Patellidae. The annotation marks the transcript as partial. The record is from RefSeq and is a predicted model, not a curated record.